Paralichthys olivaceus (Japanese flounder) is the source of this 5579-nucleotide messenger RNA. RefSeq names its product ST8 alpha-N-acetyl-neuraminide alpha-2,8-sialyltransferase 1 (gene st8sia1). Gene Ontology annotation, molecular function: alpha-N-acetylneuraminate alpha-2,8-sialyltransferase activity. The record is from RefSeq and is a predicted model, not a curated record. Gene Ontology annotation, biological process: oligosaccharide metabolic process; N-glycan processing. Lineage: Eukaryota; Metazoa; Chordata; Actinopteri; Pleuronectiformes; Paralichthyidae.
GGGGAGGAGGAGGGAUGCUGACCCAGGUUCAGUAGCAACCAGACCCUGCAGCAGCACGGCGGAGCACCGGGGAGAGAAAUCGGAGUGUCGGGGUCCACGGUGGGACAUCCGGACCACGGUGCAGCUGGGACGGGGCCCGCAUGAUUGCUCGCUGUCUGCGGGCUGGGAUGAUGCUGAUGUGCGCAGAGCAGGGCGGCGGAAUCCUGCAGAGCGAGAGGCACCGCGCCGCAAACCCGCAACCGUGCGUGAGACGCCGCUGCAGGGAUUCGCGCUUCCCUCCAUCACACCCUCACCGACAGAAACCCGGAUUUCCAAACCGAUGCAUGAGCCACACAACCGGGUAACGGACCAUACCUCUGCAACCUAAUUAAUACCCCACCCUGACCGCGGAAUGAGGCGGGGGGCUUGCAGCGGACGGGGAGACCAGCUUUGAACCGACCCCUGCGUUCAUUUCAUUUUUACCGCACCUGCUUGGAUGUGCACGCACCGCUGGUUCUGAGUCGUGCGACAGAGCAGAGAGGAAACGAUGUUGGUGCGAUGCUACCGGGGCAAGCUGUCCGUGUGGGCCGCCCUGUGCGUGCUGGUCCUCUGCUGGUUCUACAUUUUCCCCGUGUACAGAGUCCCCAGCGAUAAAGAGAUAGUGGACGAGGUGCUGAGGAAGGGCAGAAUGUGGGAGAAGAACCAGACGGGCAUCGAUCUGUACAGGAAGUUGUUGACAGACUGCUGCAAUCCACGGAGGAUGUUCGCCGUCACCAAGGAGAACUCGCCAAUGGGAAAGGUCCUGUGGUACGAUGGGGAGUUUUACCACUCGCACACAGUCAAUAACGAGACAUACCCACUCUUUGUGCAGGACAACCCUCUGCAGUUCCCCCUGAAGAAGUGCGCGGUGGUGGGCAACAGCGGCAUCCUCCGACACAGCAAAUGUGGGCGGCACAUUGAACAGGCCGACUUCAUUAUGCGGUGUAACCUUCCGCCACUCUCAAAGGACUAUGUGGAGGAUGUGGGAAUCCGAACACACCUGGUAACAGCCAACCCCAGCAUCAUAGAGAAAAGAUUCCAGAACCUUCUGUGGUCGAGAAAAGCCUUCGUGGACAGCAUGAAAGUCUACGGCUCCAGCUACAUCUACAUGCCAGCGUUCUCCAUGAAGCCCUGCACCGACCUGUCCCUGCGGACAUAUUACACCCUGGCAGACACCUCCUCCAACCUCACCAUGCUCUUUGCCAACCCAGAGUUCUUGCGCACGGUGAGCAAAUUCUGGAAAGCCCGAGGCGUGCACGCCAAGCGCCUCUCCACAGGGCUCUUCCUAGUCAGCCUGGCCCUGGGGCUGUGCGAGGAGGUGACGGCCUACGGCUUCUGGCCGUUCUCCAUUGGCCUGGACGAGCAGCCGGUCAGCCACCACUACUACGACAACAUCCUGCCCUACAAGUGGUUCCACACCAUGCCCGAGGAGUUCGUCCAGCUCUGGCACCUGCACAAAAGCGGCACGCUGCGCAUGAGGGUGGGACAAUGCCCCCCUUAGGGAUGAGGGAGCCUGAAAUGAUGGCAGUCAGUUGAGGUUUAGCUGGUUAAAGGAUGCAGACUGAGAUGUUUGGGUUGUGGAUCAGCAGGAAGUGGUUGUCAUGACGCAAAUGGGUGCACAUACAAUAUUUCCUCUGAGAAACCUCAGUGCUGCAUCUGUGUCUAUACAUGUUGCUGCUGUACCCCCAAGAUAAUCCCUAAUUAUAAUGAGAAUGUCCUCCACCCAGACCAGCAGCAUCGAACAGAGAAUACACUGACACAGGCACACACACUCACACACUCACACACACACACACACACACACACACACACUUACACCUACACAUACAAACACUCUCCAAAAAAACCUCGAUGAAGCUGUACUUCAACCCCUUGUCUCUGAAAUCGUGUGUGUGUGUGUGCAUGGAUGUGUGUGUUUUUUAUGGAAAGCCCCUCGACUGGGGCACAGUAAGGUGCAAGUGUGCAAGGCUGGGUGUUUGGGGGGGAUGGGGUCCUUUUUUUUGUCUGCGACUGUAUCUGACUGUCAUACGGGGCAGCUGGAAAACCCCCCUCUGGGUCUUUGUUCAACAGAGACAGGAGGAGCGGGGGAGCAGGGGAGCAGGGGGGAAUAAUAAAAUGCUCUUAAAGUAGAGUGGUGAAAAUGCGAGGUACAAGGGAGUGAUAAUGGUUCCCUGCUACCUUGUAGCUUGAAUAGGACUGGAGAAAAAAGAGUGACAGCGGGAGAAAGAGGGGCUGGUGUGCGUCUGAAAGGCUUUUUCUUUGCUUUCUUCUACCAAGCGCUUGAUUGGCAUUCUGCGGAGCCAAGUAGAGCUUUAGUUCCAAGAGGGAACCGUUAGAAAAGGAGUCUUAAAUACUACGUCUCCCAGAAUGUUUGGCCAAGUUGCAUUUUAACCCUUCACUGAAAAGGGAAAAAGAUAACACACGUUUUUUUCUUUGCCAAAUGUGAUUAUAAUUUUUAUUUCAGGAUUAAUGUGAGUUCUUUUUUUUCAUGGUCAUGAAGAGAAGGGAUGAAGCAUUAUCGGCACGUGUGAACAUUUACAGCUAAAAAAACAGAAAACACUGAAUCACACAUACAGCAGGUACCUCACCUUUCAUUCAACAUCGACAAUGACGGACUGUUACGAUGUACGAUUCACACAAGCAGGCUGUGUGGACAGAAAACAGCCUGCGUCUUUUAGAGGGGCUUCUAGAAGUCGCCUCAAGGUAACAGCACUGAUCUUGCCAAGUGGCGAGCCAGGGGAACAGUGCUCUCUUUGAUUCACUUCCUCACCCUGUCCUUGUGCUCUUGAAACAGCGAGACGCUCAUAUAAAGAGAGGUAGUGACGGAGACGGUACUCGGGGACUGGACGUCACAAUGAGGCAUUUUAAUGGCAGAUUUAUGCCGGACACCUUAUACGUUAAACAGUGGUUUAUUUAAGCUGUUGCUGUUGUUUGAAUUUCGCCUCUGUCCCCGUGCUCCAUAAUUGUAAUUUUAUUUUGGUCUCAAGGGAAAAAUAACUUAUGUACAGGCCGCCAUGACAGAUGUUUUUUUUUUUGUACUCGCAGGCCUUGCAGAUGAAAAACUAUGAUUUUCAAAAUUUUGUUUUCUUAUUUAAAAGUGAUAAAAAUGUGACCGUGCCAUAUUGUCAGUAACCGCAACAAAAGACGACUCUGCAUGGAAAGUGCAUGGAGUGCAACCCUCCUCCGACUCAAGGUGCAAAAACAUGUUGAUAAGUACGUGUUUUAUAUACGUUUAUCCGCCUUCCUGCCUGUUAAAGCCAAUGAGGUCCAUUGAUCUGAGGACAUUUCCAACGUCGAUCCUGCUCUUAAAUGUGUCCCUGACUUUAAAGUUGAAUUAACUUGGGCUACAUCCACACGACUACUUUUCUCGUUGGAAAGUGCAUCAACUGUGCUACGGAAACGCUGCUGGCCCCAUUUUAGUUUGAAAGCUCCAGGGAUGACUUUAAGUCUGGACGGGCAGACACGGAGACGUCUGGAAACAAUGAUGUAGAUGAUGCUGAUUGGUUCUUUUCAGUCAUGACGUAUCGUUCGCUCCUGCCACAGGAGCCCCCUUCUGGUAGAUUAGCUUUAGUCUUUAGCCUUUGAGACACUGGCAUAUGUAUACCCAGAGCAUGUGAGCCGUCACACGAUACACGUUUCAGGCCUGUUAGUAGGGGCGAGGAUUAAAACUGACACAGAGCCAAAAUGCUCCUGUUGACAGAUAUUGUUGUUUAGUUUCAAAAUAAAACAUAGUGGUAUGGAUGUAGCCCCAUAAGUGAACUUAAAACUGCUGGACCAAGUUAAUGAAGUGAAACAAAAUCAAAUAACUUCCAGUCCAAUUGCACAUGUCAAACUUUUUUUUUUGUACUGUGAUGUAAAAUUGUUUUGCACCUUUUAUUUGUUUUUCCUCUCCUGCCCAGUAUUGUGAAUGAACGAGUUGUGACAUAGUGUGAAAUUUUAAGUAAGCAUGAUGAUUUUUAAAUGUGUAUGUGCUUUUUGGUACACAGAUCUAUUUUCAUUAUGUUCGGAUUCUCGCCCUCAUUCCAUCCCACGUGACGGACAGAAGAGCCACAGUGAAGCUGGGAUUUCUUAUCUGAAGGGGGAUGAAUCUGUGAUGAAAAGUCUUUUAGAUUAGUUUUAAAGCUUAGUUCAUUCUUUAACAGUUGACAUGUUUGAACACUACUUCACAAGUCUAAACAGACGACAUAUGAGGCUCCUGUGCUCUUCCUGCUGUGACCUGCACAACUUAAAUUCACAUAUCAAGUGCAGCUCGAGCGUUUUAAUUGACAUUUUUAACAGUUUCUGUUGCUGAUCCAGCUGUGGAAGAAGAACAUCAGCAACCAGGGGCAACAUAACAUCCACAAUUUGUUACGUUCCAGUCACAGGUUUCAUGUAAAGCACCGUAGAGCGUGAGGCCGCAGGGUGACUAGUUAGUUAGUCUGGUCAUGGAGGUGUCACAUGUUUGAUCUGCUGUAGCAUAUGAUCAGCCGCACUGUCUUUGAGACCCUCCAUUCCUACAUGAUUACAAUGUGAGACCUGCUGCUGUUUCAUAUCAAACGUUACGUUCUGCAGCCAUAUCUCACCUCAUGAUGAUUAAAGUGUUCUACUCUUAAGUUCCUGUUGUUCAUGCUUACGCCUCAGUGCAGGUUUAACACAGCUGAGUCUGGAUUCACCCACAUAAAGACGUUGCAAACUGAAUUUGAAGUGGGUCAAAUAGGGAAAUCAAAUAGACUUUGGUGUUUGAUUUUAGCCUGAAGAAACUACUGAAUGCCACAGCCUGUCCGUGUGAAUUUCAUGCAGCUUUUUUCCAACUAGACUCAGUAGAGCUCAUAUUUGUGCCAAGGAUCAACAGUUCACUGGAUUUUUAUCAAGAUCUCUCGUAGAAAAAUGGCCCAUUUUCAAUGUUAAAUAAAAUGGAAAAACGUUGAUUGAAUCCACUUCAAAAGUUACUGGGUUCUUCCUACUGCACCCUUACACCAGGUUUCAUCCAAAACACCAUAGACAAACAAACUGCAGUUAAAAUAUUAUCACUUGGUGGUAAAUAUGUAAUGGAAAGAAAAAUGUCUCUAUUAAUAAAUAUAUUUACAGUACUAUACAGAGGGCGGCCUAGAGAACCCCCCAAAUAAUUCAAUAUUAGGCAUAUUUCAUGUUAAAACACAUCCCUGCUUAUUGAUCUGUACAGGCUGAGUUGUUGUUACGCAACAAAUUAGGUUAAAACAGUUUGACCCAUUUUUUAUCAAUACCAGUUAUACCUUUAAUCAACUUUUCUACACAAUGAGUGAUGUUAUGGGAAGUUUGGCUCAUUAAACAAAAUGUGCUUCUUUUUUUUUGCUUAAUUGCAAUUGUUACAAAAAGAUGGAAGAAAAGGUUUGAAGGUAUCUCAGUUUGUCGACUCCUCGGCUCUUUGAAUUCCUGUGGUGUGAACGAGGCUGCCUGAGCAUGUUAACAUUAAAUCUGAACUGCAGUUCAAAAUGGACUAAACCAAUUGUUAUGUGCCACCUGAGUUAAAUUGUGAAGGACGAACAAGACAAAAACCGAAUGAAAACAAUCAUAUCUAUGUACAAUAAAUAAAAGAAGGAAAA